CGGUUACCGGUCGUUCGUUCGACUGUCCAUCGUUCAGUCACUGGGCUGUCAGCCGAGAAUCACCGCCGACAGGACGGCCUGUAUUCGUUUCCCGCACGAUUUCCAUCCCGCGAACUCGGGGCUUUCCCGAUGGAUGAUAAUGUUUGACCCGAUCGAGAGGUCCUUUCGCGCGUGACGGAAGUGCGUGGCCAAUCGGAAGGACCGAUCGUCGUCGCCUAGCGCGCAGAGGCCGAAGCAGAAGAGACCGCGCGUUCGAUCUCGUGCACAGGGUAAUUUUUCACUCGCGGAGAUAGCGGAGAGAGAGAGAAUGAAUUUUGCGACACGGAACACGGCGGUAUUAUCGAUGACGUAGACAAAUUCAUCCGACCCAUCGAAUCAGAUUAGAGCUGCUUUAAAAUUCAACGAUCUAUAAGCUACGAAGGCAAAAGACGAAGUUUUGAUGCAUUUUUCGAAACUUUACCCUUCCUGUUUCUGAUAUAUUUUGCAAAUUUCAAAUAAGAUUGAUUUUCAAUUUACCGACAGUGAAAAAUUAUCGUUGUUUAAGGAAGGUUUUUAUACGAAGGCAUUGCUGUGCGUGAAUUCAUCGCAAAUAUCAUAGAGACUCCGUGGAAAGUCUCAUAUUAAUCGUUAUGCUCGAAGGAAUUAGAAAUUGUCUGAUUGGAACACGAAUCCAUAACAAUUGCUGACAUCAGACGAUCGCAGUCGUGUCUUAAGAUAAUUUUGAUCGAAACUUCUUCGCUUCAGUCAUGUUGAGAGGAAUUGUUCUACUACUUCUCUACGUCUUCUGUGAUAUUGCAUUGGCAGCGCAUUGCGGAAAAGUAUGGCUCACGGUUUCCUCUUUAUGGAGACCAAUCCUUGGCAGCGACAAAAUGGUCGAUGCCGAAUUGGAAGUAAAUUGGGAACUAGAUUGUCCGAAGGAAAUAGGAUACCCAGAUACCAUCAAGACAAAACGCUGAAGCCUAAAUUGAUCUUGACUUCUUUACAACAUCCCCGUGGAUAUUAUAGGACAAAUAUCACAGUCGGUCGUCCGCCGCUACCGGGAGGAUGGGACACGAAGGACGGAGCAACCCUUUCGGGACCUCAUUGCCUCAAACAUCACGCAGCACUUUACAAAGACGAUAUUAUGUAUGCCAGUUCUUGUUUGAAAAUCUGGCCGUCGUGGAUGUACGAUUUUAGAAAUAUUUUGUUAUCUUGCCCAAGGAGACAACUCGGCAGGCUUCCUAUUGGGAGUCUGAUGAUACCCGGGACGCAUAAUUCCGGCUGUUACAAGCACGGCGACCUAACGCGAAGGGACGCCUUUCAGCGGUACUUGCUGACGCAAGAUCGCGACGUAUGGACGCAGUUGGUGCACGGCAUAAGAUAUCUGGAUAUCAGAGUUGGAUAUUACCCGUCGAUACCGAAUGGCACCGCUCUCGACGAGGAGGGCGACCAAGUAAGUAGAUUCUGGGUCAACCACGACGUCAUUCGCAUCACACCUCUUUUGGAGAUCAUAAAGGACGUGAGGAACUUCCUGGACGUGACGAGGGGCGAGAUCGUCGUUAUGGAUUUUCACAGGUUUCCCGUGGGCUUGGAAGGUAAACCAAACAGACAUAGGAAACUGGCAGCUAUUUUACAUCGAGAGUUCGAAAAUUGGAUUCUGAAACCAGAUAUAGGAAUCGAUGGUCUGGGACCGACGUUGAAUGACAUUUGGUCUGCCGGAAAGAGAUUAAUUAUUUGUUACGGCGACAAGCAUACAGUAAAUGAAUACGACUGGCUGUGGUCACCCUUGACGCAAGUAUGGGGCAAUCAACAAACCGUGGAGGGUCUAUUCAAGUACCUGGACGAAGUGAUUCUCGAGCCCAAAGCACCCAGGAAUAAUCAAAAUCCCCUGUGGGCGGUAAUGGCAGAACUGACGCCGUUUCCGCUGGAUAUUUUCUUUAAUCUGUCCGGCGGACUUCGGCAAAUGGCCGAUUCCGUUAAUCGAAACCUCACUGUUAAGUUUCAAACGAAGUGGUGGAAGGAAACGAACAUCGUCGCUACGGACUUCUUCCUUGGCAACAACUUGAUCGAUGUCUCGAUACAAUCGAACAUAAAGAAAAGCAACGUUGCGCAAUGGCGUUUGUAGUUCAAAGAGAGCGAAAAAAAUUUGUUUCGGGGUAAAACAAUCGCUUCUAUCAAACCUUCAUAAAUUACAUCGAAACAAAUACGAUGCGUAUCAAAAUCUAUUGAUACGAAUUUAUACGGUCACUGGUGAUUUGUAGGCAAUUUAUGAGAGAAAGAAAGAGAGACGCAGGGUAUUGAAUUCAGUCGUCUAUUAUGAUACUAUGUUGCGAAAAAAUGUUAGUAAACAAUAACACUACUUGUUAGCUAGCGGAGAGUAUCAAUGCGAGCUUCGGCACGUUUACGAAUAUUUGUACUUUACAACGCAAGCUCUAUCGAUUUAGCGAAUAAAAAUGUCUUUCAAGUCUUUCGUGUCCGCAGAAUUCACUCGAAUACGUUCUGCGUAAAUAUACGAAAAAAAAAAAUAGCUCUCACAGCUAAGAAUUAGUUGUCCAUAUAAUAUAAUACAACUGAAAUUUAGUUAAUUUAGCUAAUUUCUUUGUCCUUGUACUUAGUAUUUAGCUUCCACAGUUAAAAACUAGGUCUGGCAACUAAAUUUUCGUUUAGUAUUAUACGGACAGCUAAUCUUCUUUUUCCGUGCACAUAUGGACGUAUAAAUUAGCGAACGAUGCAUUUCGCUGAGUAGUAUUAAUAUAUAACGGCAGUUAUUUCCAUGUAAUGGAAAACUCGCACCACUUCGGAUUUGUUUUAAACUUCUCAUUCUCGCACGAGUUAUAUUCGUCUCGAUAAGAGUAUUUUAAACCCUCCAACUCUCAUUUCCCACCAAAAGCUAUCGUCCUGCGCUUUCAACGUUGCAUUAUUCAAUGCGCAGUGUAUAAGCCGCGACGAUUUUUACUACAGAAACAACUAGAUAUCUACAACUAGAGACGGGAAGCAAGGUGUUUUUGUCAUUAAAAAAAAUAUGAAUAUCAAUGUAUUUUUAUAGCUGCACGAGUGAAAUAAAAAAUCUGAAUUUUAAAUCGGCA
Dinoponera quadriceps is the source of this 3065-nucleotide messenger RNA. RefSeq names its product PI-PLC X domain-containing protein 1. The coding region runs from base 821 to 2104 and encodes 427 amino acids. Lineage: Eukaryota; Metazoa; Arthropoda; Insecta; Hymenoptera; Formicidae. The transcript has 6 exons. Gene Ontology annotation, molecular function: phosphoric diester hydrolase activity. The record is from RefSeq and is a predicted model, not a curated record. Gene Ontology annotation, biological process: lipid metabolic process.